Messenger RNA from Varanus komodoensis (Komodo dragon), 2056 nucleotides. It is a transcript of the gene ACKR3, whose product is annotated as atypical chemokine receptor 3. The record is from RefSeq and is a predicted model, not a curated record. Gene Ontology annotation, molecular function: G protein-coupled receptor activity; coreceptor activity; chemokine binding. The coding region runs from base 208 to 1302 and encodes 364 amino acids. Gene Ontology annotation, cellular component: membrane. Gene Ontology annotation, biological process: angiogenesis; chemotaxis; G protein-coupled receptor signaling pathway. The transcript is spliced from 2 exons. Lineage: Eukaryota; Metazoa; Chordata; Lepidosauria; Squamata; Varanidae.
UCCUCUCCCAUCCAGGGUCUGGCGGGGGAUCCGAUUGGCCAAGCUGCCAUCUAGAGGCGCCUUUCUGCAGCGUGCAUAUAUAACCGACCAGGCAGCAGGAAAGAGCAGUCAGUCUCCCGCAAGCCGUCCUGCGAGAGGAGCGUUUCCUUGCGCGCAGGAGGGGAGGAAGGCGAACUGAAGAUUCCAGUCAUUCCAAAUUGGUCAGCUAUGAGUACCAUUGAUUUGCCUCCCAUAUUUGAUCUCGUGGAAGCGGAGAACCUCACGGAAACAAACUUGACUUGCAACAAUGGAGACUGCAUCACUGUGGACUCCUUAUCAUGUCCAAAUAUGCUCAACAGAAGUGCUUUACUCUACACAUUGUCAAUUUGUUAUAUCUUCAUAUUUAUGAUAGGCCUCAUGGCAAAUUGUGUGGUCAUCUGGAUGAACUUUCAAGCCAAAACAACUGGCUAUGAAACUCAUCUCUAUAUCUUCAACUUAGCCAUUGCUGAUCUGUGUGUGAUCAUCACUCUUCCGGUCUGGGUAGCCUCCCUUGUUCAGCAGAGCCAGUGGCACAUGGGAGAAAUCAUGUGCAAGAUAACUCACCUUGUAUUUUCUAUCAAUUUGUAUGGGAGCAUCUUCUUCUUAGCAUGCAUGAGUGUGGAUCGGUAUCUCUCUGUUGCCUACUUCACAACCUCCAGCAGUGUCAGCAAGAAGAGAAUCCGCCGUUGCAUUUGUGUAUUUGUGUGGCUCUUUGCUUUCUUUGCGUCCCUUCCAGAUACUUAUUACCUGAAGACUGUUUCCUCCAACAAUGAAACCUACUGCCGCCCUGUCUAUCCAGAGGAGAAUACUAAAGAGUGGUUGGCCGGCGUGGAACUCAGCUCUGUGGUUCUAGGUUUUAUCAUUCCCUUCCCCGUCAUUGCUAUUUUCUAUUAUCUUCUAGCAAGAGCCAUAUCUACCUCUAAUGACCAAGAGAGAAAGAGCAAUGGGAAAAUAAUCUUUACCUAUGUAAUUGUGUUUCUUGUCUGCUGGUUGCCAUACCAUAUCAUUGUUUUGCUUGAUUUCUUCUUGGCCUUCCAUUUCAUCCCCUUCAGCUGUCAAAUGGAGAACUUCCUUUACGCAGCCUUUAAUGUUACUCAGUGUUUCUCUCUGGUUCAUUGCUGCAUCAAUCCCAUUCUCUAUAGCUUCAUCAAUCGAAACUACAAGUAUGAACUCAUGAAGGCUUUUCUCUUUAAGUACUCAGCUAAAACUGGUCUUACCAAACUGAUUGACACUUCCAGGGUUUCAGAGAUGGAAUACUCUGCUUUGGAGCAAAAUGUUAAAUAAACGCAGUCACAAAAGACUUUUUGCCAUAUUUUCUCUUUAACUGGACAAUGCAUUAAAAAGAACACCUAAUGGUGAAUUUAUAAGCCGUCCUGAGAUGCUAUGCAUAAGGGACGGCAUAUAAAAGUUUUAAAUAAAUGAAUAAAUAAAAUUUUUGGAACAGAACUUUUGCUACCAAAAUGCUGCAUUAUGUUUUCUGUGUUUUGGACACUGUCAACUAGUUCACACUGUUUUCAGUCAUGCUAGUGGACAAAAUGAGUGGCAAACCAAGGGAUCUUGUAAAAUGAGAUGCUGGUUAUUUUAUUAUGUCCUGCUUGAGAGGGCAGAUAGCCCUUUCCCCAGAUGCCUUGACUUCAGAGUAUACAUUUUGCAGUUUGUAUUUAAAGAAACUAGAACUUUGUUUUCUUGCUUUUGAAGUUAUAUGGAAAAUUAAAUAUAUUUACUCAUGUAUUUGAAGCAUAUGUUUUAUGUAUAGAAUGCUAUAGGGUUAAUAUUAGAUUUCCAUUUGGUUUGGUAUUGUAACUAUAGAAUAUAUAACAAUUGUUAAAUGAAGAUUAUAUGUACUUCUGAGUGGGUGUGGUUGAAAUUUUGUGGCAAUAUAGUUGUGAUAUAGAAAACUGUAAAAAUAACACUCAUAACUUGUCAGUACCAAUAUUCUGUGAAGGUAUGUUUUACAACCCUAACAUACUUACUUCAUUAAAGUGUAUCCUUAUUUGUAAAUUGUUAUUUUUUUAAAUAAAUACCUUUGAAAACAGAA